AUGGCCAAGCUCACCAAGUCGCCCAAGACAAAGGACGUUCCUCUCGCACCGUCGACACCGUUGGAAACGGACAGGCCGCUGGAGAGAGACAAUCAACCAGAGAAAGAUAAUCCGCGAGAGCAUUUGCCACCGCCAGUCUCUCUCGGAAAGCUGAGAUCCGCCACGUAUCCCGGCUCUCGGGACUCGGAAGAGGCCAAGUUGCGGUGGAAUGCCGACGAGGAGCUGGAGCGCGUGUCCAAGGGCCUGCUUCGCCUCCAGAAAUGGAGCCUCAUCGUCGGGCUGGCGCUGUUAAACGGAGCCCUAAUAUACGUCUCCCUGCGCUUCUGGCAGGUCUACUACCUCUCCGUCGUCCUCCUCAGCACCAACACGGCGCUGCAGGCCUUCAUGAUUGUCUGCAUCGCGGGCCACUUUCUAUUCACGAGGACCCUGCGCGUUUGCCGGCGCCGGCGGGAGAGGAGGGGGGCGGGAGCACGACCGACGGCCCCGGAGAAACUGGUGCUGCUUCUCCCGUGUUACAAUGAAACGCGCGAGGAGCUGACGAGAUCUCUGGACUCACUCGUCGCACAAAAUGGUCUCGAUAUUCAUCCAAGGGUCAUACUCGUCGUUGUCGACGGUAACGUACGGGGGCCGGGCAUGGACAAGACAACUCAGGCUUACCUGACGGAAGACGUCCUAGAGCGCGGCGAAGAAAAAAUGUUCGAAAACGGAUACCGAGCGCGGGACGGACUCUUGAUGCCGGUCAAGACACAGACGGGUCGAUACAAGGGUGUGCCGUAUAUCCUGAUGGCCAAGAGAUAUCGCCAGGGGAAGCGAGAUUCGCUUUGCGCUGCGCGUUCACUGCUCUUUCACUUUAGGCAGAGGACCCAAAACGCCGUCACCAUGUUCAGCAACGAGCUCUUCGACUACGUUUGCCAGACACUGGUGCAGAAUGGCGUGGACCAGGUCGACUACCUGGUAGGCAUGGACGCCGACACCGUGUUCGAUGAGCACUGUGUGGCCGAGAUGAUGCGGGCCAUCCGACGGCGGCCGCAGCUCGUCGGGGUGUGCGGCCAUGUUUGCGUCGACUACGCCGGGAGAAACUUUGGGCUCUGGUCGCUGUACCAAUCGGUGGAGUACUCGCAGACUCAGGGGUUGCGGCGCAUGUUCCAGUCGCGCAUCACAGGCAAGGUCAACUGCCUGCCCGGCUGUUGCCAGCUCCUGCGAGUCCAGGAGGCGACGUUUGGCGAUGCCGUGCUUCGCGAGCGCUUCGGCUACUGUCCCAAGCCCAACGACGUCCUCACGAAGCAGAUCAUGGGCAGUUACUCGGAAGACAGCAUCCACGCGUCCCUCAUCUUCAGCCUCCACCCCGACCGGCAGACGGCGCAGGCUCUGGGGGCAAAGGCCUUUACCGUUGUGCCGCAGAGCUGGCGCGUCUUUCUGUAG
Hirsutella rhossiliensis is the source of this 1422-nucleotide messenger RNA. RefSeq names its product chitin synthase domain-containing protein. Gene Ontology annotation, molecular function: chitin synthase activity. The coding region runs from base 1 to 1422 and encodes 473 amino acids. The transcript has 2 exons. Lineage: Eukaryota; Fungi; Ascomycota; Sordariomycetes; Hypocreales; Ophiocordycipitaceae. The record is from RefSeq and is a predicted model, not a curated record. Gene Ontology annotation, cellular component: cell septum; cell periphery.